AUGCUCAAAUUAUUCGGUUUCGGUGAUAAUUCCGAGAAUAAAGUCGAUGAAAAUUUGAGUGGUCAUAUUGGUGAAAUAAAAAAAGAAAAUGUAAAAAAACUGUUGAUUAUCGAUCCGGGUAAUACCAAUUGGUAUCAAAUUUUUAAAGAUUCUAAAUUAGAUGAUGGAACUUCUAUACAAAUAGAACAAGCUGAUUGGUCAGAAAUAAGCAUGACAUGUUAUAUGCCACCUUCUAGUUCAACAUGUUGUUGUACAUUAUGUCCAAGUUUAAAACCACAUCCUAAUACAUCUAUGAAUAGAACACGAAUGUUUCAACCAGAUUUUUUAUUAAUUCGAUCCGAAGUUCGUGGUGUAAAACCGUCUCAAGAUUAUCGAAAUAUUUUAUAUGGUUUUGAAUAUGCUGAUAUUCCAUCAAUCAAUAGUUUAACAUCAAUUUAUAAUUUUUGUGAAAGACCAUUAAUUUAUGCACAACUAUUGAAAAUACAUAAACGUUUAGGACAAACACAAUUUCCUUUAAUUCAACAAUAUUAUUAUCCUGUACAUGAGGAAAUGCUUAUAACACCAAGUUAUCCAAUUGUUGUUAAAAUGGGUCAUGCUCAUGCAGGUUAUGGAAAAAUAAAAUUAGAUAAUCAUAAACAAUUUGAAGAUUUUAAAACAUGUGUAGCAUUAACUUCAUGCUAUGUCACAGCUGAAACAUUUUUAGAUGGUGAUUAUGAUAUUAGAAUACAAAAAUUAGGAAAUAAUUAUCGUGCUUUUAAACGAACAGCUGUGUCAGGCAGUUGGAAAACAAAUACGGGUACUUCGUUUAUUGAAUCAAUUGAAAUGACAAAACAAUUUAAGAUGUGGGCAGAUGAAUCAUCAAAAUUAUUUGGUGGAUUAGAUAUUGUAACAGUUGAUGCUAUUCAUUGUAUAACUGAUGAUAAACUCUAUAUUCUAGAAGUAAAUGGAACUUCAAGUGGUUUUGGUGAUUAUUGUGAAGAAGAAGAUAAUAAGAUUCUUAAAGAAAUGGUAUUAGAAAGAAUGAAUCACCUAUUUAUUGACAAAAAACAGAAAUAA
Messenger RNA from Didymodactylos carnosus, 1056 nucleotides. NCBI's taxonomy places the organism in Eukaryota, Metazoa, Rotifera, Eurotatoria, Philodinida, Philodinidae. The record is from the annotation of a GenBank genome assembly.